AUGGAAAACCAAACUAUAGAGUAUGUGUUGGUUCUAACUGGUCUGUCUGAUCUUCCGAGUCUUCAGCUUCCUCUGUUCCUGGUGUUUCUCCUCAUCUAUCUUAUAACUCUGACUGGGAACCUUCUCAUCCUUCUCCUGAUCUUCACUGAUUCCCAUCUUCACACCCCCAUGUACUUCUUCCUUGGAACCCUGGCAUGUCUGGAUAUGGGCUACUCCUCAACCACUGUCCCAAGAAUGCUCUUUGAUUUACUCACAGAUAGAAGGGUCAUUUCUGUACCAGCUUGUAUAACUCAGAUCUACUUCUUCCUCUGUUUCUGUUCAUUUGAGACAUCUGUUCUGGCAGUGAUGUCCUAUGACAGAUACAUUGCCAUCUGCCGCCCCCUUCACUACAUGCAGAUAAUGAAAUGGAAAGUUUGUGUUCAACUUGUAUCAGUCAUUUUGGUUUUUGGGGCUGUAUAUUCCUUGCUGCACGCUGUUUUCUUAACCAAACUGACAUUUUGCAGGCCUGAUGCUUUGCAGAGUUUCUUUUGUGACCUGCCCCAGUUGCUUCAGAUCUCCUGUAGUGACACAUUCAUCAAUGUAUUGCUUAUAUUUGUCUUUGGAAUACUGUUUGGAUCUGAGGAACCAGGAACUCAAAGCAUCAGUAAAAAGAACUUUGCAACGACUGCAAAUCAAAAUUGGACAAAAAAAUUACGUUAG
Molecule: messenger RNA, 699 nt
Organism: Xenopus tropicalis (tropical clawed frog)
Lineage: Eukaryota; Metazoa; Chordata; Amphibia; Anura; Pipidae
Gene: or5ar4d
Product: olfactory receptor family 5 subfamily AR member 4D
Exons: 2
Coding region: 1-699 (232 amino acids)
Biological process (GO): G protein-coupled receptor signaling pathway; detection of chemical stimulus involved in sensory perception of smell; signal transduction
Cellular component (GO): plasma membrane; membrane
Molecular function (GO): olfactory receptor activity; G protein-coupled receptor activity
Source: RefSeq, a predicted model, not a curated record